AUGCCGCCGAAAUUCGUCAGUGAUGGCGUGCAUUUCAAACAUUCGUUUUGCUCCCUAAACUCCGGCAAGUUGGACGAGUUCUACAAGAUGGAGACCAAGAAGAAGCUGGGUGAGGGAUCUUACGGCUCAGUGUCUAAAGGCACCCACAAGUCCACAAAUGCCGUGCGGGCCAUCAAGGCCAUCGACCGCACGAAGAUCGCUGAUGGAGAGAGAUUUCAGACGGAGGUCGACAUCCAAUCAGCACUAGAUCACCCAAACAUCGUGAAACUCUAUGAGGUCUUCCUGGACGCCAAGAAGGUGUACCUUGUCAUGGAGCUCUGCACGGGCGGUGAGCUUUUUGAUCGGAUCCUCGAGGAGGCAGAGAAGCAUGAAGGCUCAGAUGCGGCCCGGGCCUUCGACGAGAGGGGUGCAGCAACCUACAUGCAACAGAUUUUGGGUGCCAUGAGCUACCUCCACAACAACAACUUCGUUCACCGCGACAUCAAGCCGGAGAACUUCCUCCUGCAGAACCGGGACGUCGACGCGCAGAUCAAGGUGAUUGACUUUGGCCUCGCCAAGCAGCACAAGGUGGGUUCCGGGGAGAAGAUGAAGACUAAGGCCGGCACCCCCUACUACGUGGCACCGCAGGUGCUGCAAGGCUGCUACGACGAGAAGUGUGAUGUGUGGAGUUGCGGAGUCAUCUGCUACAUUUUGCUGUGUGGUUAUCCACCUUUCUAUGGCGACUCGGAUCCCGACAUUCUCCGCAUGGUCAAGAAGGGUAACUUCACCUUUCCACCAGAGGACUGGGACGACGUGUCUGCUGAAGCCAAAGAGUGCAUCUCGCUGAUGCUCACCUUCAACGCGGACAAGCGACCUACCGCAGCCAAGAUGUUGGAGCAUCGCUGGCUCGACAAGAAUGCAGAGUUGCCCAAGGGCAAGGUGGCUAAGGACUUGUGCAAGCACCUCAGGAAGUUCAAUGAGGGCUCGCGCAUGAAGAAGGUGGCCCUGACCCUCAUCGCACAACAGCUCAAGGAUGAAGAUUUGGAACAGCUCCGCACAACAUUCCUGCUGCUCGACAAGAACAAGGAUGGGACUUUAACCAUCGAGGAGAUACAGAAUGGCAUCAAAGACAGUGCCAUUGAGAUUCCGGCGGACCUCAUCGAGAUCAUGAAGAAUUUAGACACGGAUGGCUCGGGCAACAUCGACUACACAGAGUUCAUUGCCGCCACGUUGAACCAGAAGCAGUACCUCAAACGAGACGUCCUUUGGUCGGCCUUCCGUGUCUUCGACAAGGACGGAGAUGGCACGAUCACGAAGCAAGAGCUCGGUUCUAUCCUCAAGGAGCAGGCUGACGGCGAGGUCAUCAUGAAUAUGGUCAAGGAGGUAGACCUCGACGGGGACGGCCAGAUCUCCUUCGAUGAGUUCGUCAAGAUGAUGGAGAAGGGAAGCGACAUCGUAGCCAAGUGA
Messenger RNA from Symbiodinium sp. CCMP2456, 1446 nucleotides. The record is from the annotation of a GenBank genome assembly. NCBI's taxonomy places the organism in Eukaryota, Dinophyceae, Suessiales, Symbiodiniaceae.